Molecule: messenger RNA, 2332 nt
Organism: Drosophila rhopaloa
Lineage: Eukaryota; Metazoa; Arthropoda; Insecta; Diptera; Drosophilidae
Exons: 2
Coding region: 755-2011 (418 amino acids)
Source: RefSeq, a predicted model, not a curated record
CGCAGUGGCUUUCGAAAAACAACUUUUGAGCAUCAAAAUUUGAAAACACCAGCUAGUUCCCGGAUUCUCCCGGUCGCCCAGGCCCGUCAGUACUCGCCAUUCUUCCGGCUCCCCACCGAUGUCUAAAUUGAACUGAGUACGCCUUUCCCCAAGUAGCAGUCGCCGUAUCCGGAUUCCGUCCCAGACACAACCGAAACCCAUUCCCAGCAGUCGAACAGACAGCCCAAAGACACUCCCACUCCAGCAAGACGGUAUGUGCGUGUAGAUUCCUAUAUAUGCGGUUCAGUUGGCCAACCGCAAAAAUUCUUGAAAGACCAAAUAAAGAAAACAAGGAGAACUAACUUGGGCCAAAGCAAAGCAGAGCCAAGCGCCAACGGAAAUUGUUAACCUUUGGGGAUAUCAAACAUUUACGAUUGCGUGGCGCGGCAGCGGCAGCAACAUUUAAGUUUUUAUCAGCACAAAAUAAAGUUUUGGUUUACGGAUUGUGUUUCAGCUUGCCGCCCUCACCCAUUAUUUGGCCGGAGGCAGCCACAAGUGCCCAGGAGCAGGAGGUAGGAGCUGAAGGAGGAGCAGGAGUUGGAUCAGGGGCUGAAGGCUCGUCCCUGUUGAUUCCGGGGCACGCAGAACUUUUAUCCUUUUCAAUUUCGUUUUUCUUGGCGAGUACUUUUGAGGGAUUUAAAUUUCUGUUUGCUGCCGGGGCAACAGCGAAACAACCGUGGGAGCGGCAAUAUCGACUUGCUGGCGACCAGCCUUCAUGAAGGAAAAGAAAAAGAGCCGCGGAGUUCUUCCACCUGGUCCUGAUCCACCUGGAUCCUCGAAUGUAGUCAACUCAGAGGAUUUCCAAUCGGAAACCGAUGACAGGACCCACGAGGUGGGUGAUCAGGGAGCUCCCUUCAUCUUGGUGGACUGCAUGGCCCUUAAAGAUCUCAUCGAUUUGGAUGCAACCCUUUGUCAAGUGGAGCGGAAUAGGAUGGAAAAGGUGGAGGACGAGAUAGGGGGCAACUAUGGUAUUCCACUGGAGGAUGUGACGCCACCUCCAGAAUUGGACAUGCCCAUCAACCUGAGCUCCAAGGAACUGGCUAGGCUGAAAGCUGCAGAGGAUGAGCGUCGUUUCAAUGAGGAUAUGCGGAAUCUCACCAUUUCUCGGACGGAGGAAGAUGAGGAAGUCACCUCUGACACAACUGAACACAAGGUCAAUUCCAUAUCCGAUGUGGCACUGAAUGAAAGCAAGCUUCUGUUGCAGACCACCUCCAAUCUGGAGCAGAUACGCAGUAAGCUUGAGCAGCUGAGGGAUCUGCAGGAGCAGAUCCUGUUGGCGGAUUCCGUUCCGGAGGUGGUUGCCGCAUCCUCAGUUUUGGAACGUCCAAGCAUUCGCCGGCAGGGCACCUUCGACAUCAAGCGUGAUGGUGACAAAAAUGUGGAUUAUCCUGACAUUGCCCCAGAAGCUUCUGAAGCGAAAACUCAGUCGCAGAGCCGAACACUGCCAAUUACUCGCCGGGCAAGGAUUAGGGCCAAAAUUACCAGCUCCGGGACUAUAAGCCGAAGCGAGAGAUCAAAGUCCGUUGACGGCCAGAAGGUUACUUCAGAAAAUGAGCAGAUCAUCAGCCAGAUUGGCGAUCUCCUUAUGAAACUGCAGCUCCACCACGAGCAGGGUUCGGUUCUCGAUGAGGGAUCCUCGUAUUCCUUCAUGGUGACCAUUAAGCCGGCUGGAGGUGCCUCCAACUGCUCCGUUCACGCAAUUACAGAUCUAAAAUCCCGCGAAAGAAAGACCUCUGUGCAGCCCCAAGAUUUCCAGUCUCCAUCCAUUAAUAUUUUUUCUCCUGCUAAUGGAACGGAGGUUGCUGAGUUAUCCUUAAGCUCUCGUUGCGUAAAUGGGAACUCUUUUCUUCCUAUUUCCGUUCCCGAAACGUCCUCUAUGCGGGUCAAGUCCCCAUAUUUGCGUAAAAGACCGUGCUCCUACUUGAAAGUUCCUGCCCCGGCUAGAUAUUGCCAUGGUAGAAAAAGAGAUUAACACGGGACUAAUAGGAUUUCCGUUACCAUACAUUAUAUUUAUUUUAAAGGAAUUCAAGAACUGACAAAUAAAUAUAUAUUUUUUAUGAUUAGGGGAAUAUCAGAUAGGGAGAAGCUAAAGGAAUUCGCUUGCUGAACGUAAAAAGGAUUCGAAUUAUUUUUUCAUGCCUAUUGUAUCAAUCGCAACGACCUCAAGUAUUAUCAACUGCAUGGUAAAAAGGUUUCAAUGAAUUAAAAAAUAGUUUAUAUGAAAUGCGCUGAUAUAUAAACUCUAAUUAUAUUUUAAAAUUUAUGAAUUACAAUUUGACCUGAAUUAAAGCUA